Molecule: messenger RNA, 2064 nt
Organism: Puntigrus tetrazona (Sumatra barb)
Lineage: Eukaryota; Metazoa; Chordata; Actinopteri; Cypriniformes; Cyprinidae
Gene: ccndx
Product: cyclin Dx
Exons: 4
Coding region: 772-1659 (295 amino acids)
Biological process (GO): mitotic cell cycle phase transition; regulation of cyclin-dependent protein serine/threonine kinase activity; positive regulation of G1/S transition of mitotic cell cycle
Cellular component (GO): nucleus; cytoplasm; cyclin-dependent protein kinase holoenzyme complex
Molecular function (GO): cyclin-dependent protein serine/threonine kinase regulator activity
Source: RefSeq, a predicted model, not a curated record
UACUCGAGGGUGAGUAAAUGAAGACAGAAUUGUAAUUUUUGUGUUAUGUAAUAGCCAAAAUGACAUUGGCGUGACCCGUAAUGCUAAAGUUAUAAGGCCAUAUUUGUGCAAUGUGCCUUGAGAAUGCAUUAAAACCGUGACCUCUAGCAGGACUUUUCUAGAGCCAAAUACAUCAAAGUCUACAAAUGACUUCAUAUGCAGUUUUAAAUCUUUAUAUAAUAUAUAGACGUGUACAUGUAAACGCAGCACCUUUAUCUGAUACCCUUCACUGUCAACAAACAUCCAUGUCUUAUUGUUAUUCAUUCCCAUUGUCACAGCGUGGUGAUGACCUCUCUCUCUUUUCUUGGCUCGGUGACGGUGACAAGCUGUUGCUGUGUCCCUCGGGCGACUCCCUCUCUUGUCUGCGCUCCUCUCUCCUCCCUCUCUCUCUCUCUCUCUCUCUCUCCCUCUCUCCACCUGUUGAUGCCAUUGUUGCUCAGCCAGCAUUGUGCUGCUUUAUUGUUUUUACUCCGCUCAUUUUACACACCCCUCUUUUAUUCUUCACUUUCUCACUUUUUUCAUGAGCAGUCACCCAUUCACCCAGAGGAUAUUUAAGCAGACCGAAGAGAGAAGGCGGCUGAGAGCAACUCAAGAAACAGACGCACGCACAUUUAAACACAGGCACUUUCAAAAGGGCUAGGACUUUUGCACUAACUCUCCUGCUCGGGACCAGGACUUUUGAGACGCACUUGGGACAGCUUCGGUAUUGGAUCACAACUGCUGGCAGGAGUGAUGUCUGUGUCUCUGUGGUGUGAGGAGGAAGAGGGCCAGGACAGGACUCAGUCUUCGGUCCGAGCCCCAUGGGACCCCAGCGCCUCCGGACUGAGAGUCAUCAAGAGACUUCUUCAGUCAGAGGAGAGAUACCUGCCCUCUCCUCUCUACAUCUCUCUCAUCCAGAGAGACCCGCAGCGCAGAGAGGAACUGGCCAAGUGGACCAUGGAGGUGUGCACUGAAUGCGACUGUGACGAGUCUGUAUUUCCUCUGGCUGUCUCGCUGUUGGAUCGAUAUCUGUCGGCCUCUCUAUCCCUGCCUGUCUCUCCAUCCUGCCUGGCAGCCGCCUGCGUUCUGGUGGCCUCAAAACUGACAGAAAGUGACACAGUCAGUGCAGAUACGCUCUGUGCGGCAGCGGAGUACGACUUUCUCUCAUCAAACCUGCGGGAAAUGGAGCGAGUCGUGCUGGCGACUCUGCGGUGGGACGUGGCAGCAGUGACUCCUCAGGACUUCAUCCCGCACUUCCUGCGCACUCUCGGGGAGCUCAGGGACGGGGACGCUCACACGGGAGACUUUCUCUCGACGCUGCGGCGCCACAGCGAUACACUCGUUGCCAUGUGCGUGUGUGACUCGCGCUUUCUGGGAAGUCCGCCAUCACUGGUGGCCGCGGCGGCUCUGAACUCUGCCCUGCGGGGUUUACGGGCCAAGAGUGCGGGAGAGCUGAGUGUCAUGACCUCUGCCCUGGCCACGCUCUGUCAGACUGAUGUGGCGGUGCUGCAGUGCUGCACUGAGCUGAUAGAGGGAGCCCUCAGGGAGAGACUGAGAAAUGGAGCACACGAAGAGAAAGAUGGUGACAUUGAAGAGGAAAGAGCCAGCACACCCACAGACCUAAGAGAAAUAGACUUUUAAUACAGUGGUGAUUUAUGAGUGAUAUUUAUUCUGCGACUCACUUUUUAUUCAUCAGUAUAACUGAUUUAAACGCAAUGUGACAUUUAUGUUUCGUCUUAUGUAACUUCUGAAGUGUUCUAAUUUAUAAUCAUUUUUAUUUAUUUGUUUGAGGGAUUACGAUUUACUCGUGCCAUAUUUAUUAACUUAUGUCGCCAUAACUGUAAUUGCAAUGACUUAUGCAUUUCAGGUUUAUCCUUUUCACUUUAUGUAUUACAUUUCUACUUUUUAUAUUAUCACAUUAUUUAUUGUGUGCACAUUUUUAUAUUUAAUUUAUUUUGUUUGCCAGUGUUUCAGCCUGUUUGUAAUCAUAGUGUUGGAUAAAAUGAAUAUCUAUUUUUCGAAGUAAUAAAAAAUAAAGUUUCUAUG